AUGGAUCGCCUACGCCGGGCGAGCACGCCCCGGCGACCGGAGUCCUUCAUGGACGCAUCCAGCACUCGCCGCGAGAGCAACGUCGCCGGCGCGGCGUUCCCAGCACCACGCUAUCCUAUCCCCGAGUCCUCCGAAUCCAAUCCCAGCGACGAACGGUACAUAUUUAACGCCAUCCGAGCCAGCACGUCGAUUGACGAAGCCCGCUCUCGCGAAGCUAUUCCUAGAAUUUCCGCCUUCGAGCAGAGACUGGCAGCCAACCUAGCCAUGUUCGUCCCGACAGAUUACUCGCAGGGUCCCUCGUCGACGGAUUCUCCCUAUGAAGGUAUCCAAACACACAGACCGAUGAUCUACUGGCGGUCCCAGAUGCUGUCUGAUCCGUACCCACAUCACGCGGUGCAAUCUGUUUCAAACGAGAUUCGCCAGUUGGAUCCUCUGGCGCAUCGCAAAGCUGUCUCCGAUGGAAGUCGUCCUGCUGCCAGAAAGCCUGGCAACAAUUUGGGUCCGGCUGUGGCGCCGGCCCAGCCUCGAUAUCCGCCGCCUGCGAGGGCGCCCACGCCUCCAGGGCUCCCUUCAUUUGGUUCUCCAGAAGCGGUUCGUACCUCUGCGCAGUUUCUGACUCGACGGCGUGGUGUAGAUGGUCAGCGAACCCACUCAUAUGGCGAUACCUUGAGACAGUUCUUCGGCUUGUCGCCGUCGUCUCCUGCAUCACCACAGCACCCACGUCCCAGCAACGUGCAUUCUGUGGUAGGUAUCGGACGAGCCGAAGAUGGGACGGUCGUGCAGGGCCGGUUUCCCUACCGGCAGAGCGGACAUGGAAUGAACCUGGCCGGAGAGCUACACGAUCACCCAUUCCAUCAGCGAAACCUUCCCGCUGCGAACGGCGGCACUGAGGGUGUCCCCGAAGAUAGAGAUGCAAAAGAUAUCCAAACCCCAACUCCAGCUCCAUCUCCUGCUUGGGGACGCAGGGACGAGCGCACUGCGAGACACCAUUUCCUCGCCGCUAGUGCUGUCUCGCCUGCUAUCCCCGAACCGGCUACCAUCGCCAACCGCUGCAAAUCAGGCUUUGCAUCGCCAUUCAGACUUCCCCGGAGACUAUCCCGCCUGAAUGAAGUGAGAAGCGCAGCACCAACUGCCAAUCCAGUGGUAUCCCUUACCCAAGGCGUCGAAGUCUCCAGCAACCAACCCACCGGCCCUUCUUCUUCAAAUGCACAACCGCAUUCAAUCCCAACAACCAUCACCACCAUUGCAAUACCUGAAAGCAUCGACUCCGAAACACCUGCACCGUUGAACGUUGGGGCUUCGAUAGCAGCACAGUUCUAUCUCUGCUGCUGCAUGGCCAUCUGCCCUGGGCAUGAUACCCACGAUGAACAUGAACACGAACUCGAACUCGAGCAUCAAUCGCUUGAGCAGAUCAGUUCGAGGGAUACAUAUGCUACAGCGCGGAGCCAUCUCUCUCGCGGUUCCAGAAAUGGUCCGGAACAGCAUUCCGGAAGGCAGGGAUUGCAAGUGCCGCCUUGGAUCUUGGGUGCGUAUCAGCGGGUGUUUCCUGCUUGGCUGGGUCGUGGAUUGUGA
Molecule: messenger RNA, 1572 nt
Organism: Penicillium riverlandense
Lineage: Eukaryota; Fungi; Ascomycota; Eurotiomycetes; Eurotiales; Aspergillaceae
Exons: 1
Coding region: 1-1572 (523 amino acids)
Source: RefSeq, a predicted model, not a curated record